GCUCAGCUGGAGACCGACUUUGCUUAUGGAAGGGUUAUCCUACGGUGGGUCUUCCGUUCUUCCUCUUUAGCAGCUACGAAUUGCGUAGUUAUUGUUCCUGCUACAGCUCGAUACUAUAAUUAUGAUUCUUGUGGUCAUUGUGAUUCUCGGAAACUCUGGCACCUUCAUCUCGUAAGGAGAGCUUUUUCUUUUGCUAGUCAUUUAGAGACAGAGUCAGUCUCCUUUUUACCUCUUCUGCCUUUCAUAUGCUGCUCAUAUUUGAUGGAGGACGGCUCCUUCUGCGGACACUAUGCGGCCGCCGAGGCAGCUGCGCGGCGAUCGGAAUCCGAGAAGAAUGGAAGUGCUGGCAACAGAAGUACAAAGAGAAAAGCGCGCGAAGGCUCCAGCGAUUCUGA
This is a messenger RNA of Amoebophrya sp. A25, 395 nucleotides long. Lineage: Eukaryota; Dinophyceae; Syndiniales; Amoebophryaceae. The record is from the annotation of a GenBank genome assembly.